Molecule: messenger RNA, 2531 nt
Organism: Peromyscus californicus insignis
Lineage: Eukaryota; Metazoa; Chordata; Mammalia; Rodentia; Cricetidae
Gene: Prf1
Product: perforin 1
Exons: 2
Coding region: 219-1883 (554 amino acids)
Biological process (GO): leukocyte mediated cytotoxicity
Molecular function (GO): calcium ion binding; pore-forming activity
Source: RefSeq, a predicted model, not a curated record
UGGCUGUGUGACUCUGGGCUAUAUGUUUAACCUUUCUGGGUCUCUUUGCACAGUGGACCAAGCCUGUGAGAGCCAGUCCGGCUCUGGCAUGCCAUAACUAAAGAGAAUUUCAGUCUCUCUCCUUGAGGAUCCCUCGUCAUCGUCGUGAGUGAGGUCAGCAUCUUUCAUCCCUGUUUCCACAGCUUGCCAGAGCUCACGGCAGCCAUCCCCGCAGCGCCAUGGCCAGGCACUUGUUCCUCCUGGGCCUUUUCCUGAUGUUUCCACCACCCGUCCCUGCUCCCUGCUACACUGCCACUCGGUCAGAAUGCAAACAGAAGCACAAAUUUGUGCCAGGUGCGUGGCUGGCUGGGGAAGGCGUGGAUGUGACCACCCUCCGCCGCUCCGGCUCCUUCCCGGUGAGCACACUGAGUUUCCUGAGGCCUGACCGCACCUGCACCCUCUGUAAAAAUGCCCUGAAGGGAGAUGCUAUACAACGCCUGCCCCUGGCAAUCGCUCACUGGCGGCCUCAUAGCUCGGGCUGCCAGCGUAGAGUGGCCACAGCCAAGGUCAGCUCCACGGAGGGCGUGACCCGGGAUGCAGCUUCUAACAUUAAUAACGACUGGCGCGUGGGGCUGGAUGUGAACCCCAAGCCCGAGGCAAACAUGCGCGUGUCCAUGGCUGGCUCCCACUCCAAGGUAGCCAACUUUGCAGCCGAGAAGGCCCAUCAGGACCAGUACAACUUUAAUACUGACACAGUGGAGUGUCGCCUGUACAGUUUUCGCCUGGUACAAAAACCCCCACUGCACCCCGAUUUCAGAAAGGCACUCAGGGACCUUCCCCCCAACUUUAACACCUCCACAAAGGAUGCUUACCACAGGCUCAUCUCCUCCUAUGGCACCCACUUUAUCACGGCUAUGAACCUAGGUGGCCGCAUCUCAUCCCUCACGGCCCUGCGCACCUGCCAGCUGACCCUGGAUGGGCUCACGGGGGAUGAGGUAGCCGACUGCCUGCAGGUGGAGGCCCAGGUCAGCAUCGGCGCCCUUGCCAGCGCCUCAAACGAAUUCAAAGCCUGUGAGGAGAAGAAGAAACAGCACAAGAUGUCCACCUCCUUCCACCAGACCUACCGAGAGCGUCACGUCGAGGUGGUUGGCGGCCACCUUGAUUCUACCAAUGACCUGCUCUUCGGGAACCAGGCUACACCAGAGCAGUUCUCAACCUGGAUAACCUCACUGACCAGCAGCCCUGGUCUGGUGGACUACAGCCUGGAGUCCCUGCACGUGCUGGUGGAAGACCUGGACCCGAGGCGGGAAGCGCUGAGACAGGCUAUCAGCCAUUAUGUGAUAAACAGAGCUCGUUGGAAGGACUGUAGCCGGCCCUGCAGGCCAGGCCAGCAUAAGAGUACUCGUGACUCCUGCCAAUGCAUGUGCCAUGAUUCCAAGGUCACCAGCCAGGACUGUUGUCCACGACAGAGGGGCUUGGCCCAGCUGAUGGUGACCAAUAUCCGUGCAAAGGGUCUGUGGGGAGAUUACAUCACAGCUUCUGAUGCCUACGUGAAGGUCUUCUUUGGUGGCCAGGAGUUUAGGACCAGUACAGUGUGGAACAAUAAUGACCCUAAGUGGCCUGACAAGAUGGACUUUGGGAAUGUGCUCGUGGCCACGAGCGGACCCUUGAGGGUGCAGGUCUGGGAUGCUGACAAUGGCUGGGAUGAUGACCUUCUUGGUACUUGUGACCGGUCUCCCAAGUCUGGUUUCCAUGAGACGAGCUGUAACCUGAACCACGGCAGUGUGACAUUCUCCUACCAUGUCAAGUGUUUGCCCCACCUGACUGGAGGCACCUGCCUAGAGUAUGCCCCCCUGGGACUUCUAGGAGUUCCUCCAGGAAACCGCAGCGGGGCUGUGUGGUAAAAAAAAAAAAAAGUGCCCUAAAAGCUGGGCGUGGUGGCGCACGCCUUUAAUCCCAGUGCUUGGGAGGCAUAGACAGGUGGAUCUCUGUGAGUUUGAGGCCAGCCUGGGCUACAUAGGGAGACCCUGUCUCAAAAAAACAAACAGCAAAAUACCACACCCUGAAAGCACUCCAGUGCUCAACCGAGUUCUCCCAGGGGAAUCCACAAUGGCUUAGUAUGCAGCAGAGGCUGAGACCGAACAUCUCACUCAAGUGGCUAAGUUUACAUAACAGAGCUUCCCUGACCUCCCUGUCCACGCUGCCUCCGCCCUCCAGCGUCGCCACGCCUGACAGCUGCCGCUGCACAGCACAAGCCUUAGCCAGGAGUCCAGCAGAAAGCCAGGAGGCGGUGUCCACCCAGCUUUGAGGCCCUCCCUCCUUGGCCUAGCAAGGUCAUCUGUUAGAGCCGACUCCGUGCCCGAUUCCCGUGUGCCUUCUGUUCCUCACUCUGCUCCUGACAAGUCAAGGCCUGUGUCACCAAGCACAUAGCUUGGCACAGGACCAGUAAAUAUGAUGCGAUGGUAAGCAUGCUGGUGGCGUGGUGGCAGAGAACAAAGGAAGUCCCAGGGGCAGACGUCUAUGUCCAACCACCCAGUUUUAUGAAAUGGACA